GCCGUUGCCGUGGCGACGCGAAGCCGCGAACCAAGCCGGAGGGCCCCUGGGAUUGCCUCUCCUCCUCAUCAUUAUCAUCAUCCUCCCCUCAUCAUCCUCAUCAUCAUCCUCCUCACUCACUCUCCGUCUCGUCUCCACUCUCGCACCCUCUCCUUUUCCUUUCGCCCUCCUCUCCUCCGCUCGUAUUCACCUCCACGACGGCGCUCAUCCUCCACUGCGUUCACUCUGUUCUCAUCGACAGCCGUCUCUGCUUCAUGCCCUCCCCGUCUCACAUUUCAACUUUUAUUCUCUCUGCAAUAUUUCUUAUUUACUCUCUUCUCUAUCAUUUCCGCUGCUCUCUCCACGUCUGUUCCAUCUCACCUCCUUUCUCCUCCUCCGUGCCCUUCUCAGCGCUCUCUCAACAUCUCCCUCUUGAUCACUAGAUUUGAAGCUUUCGUGACUGCAAGAAUUCAAACUCUUCGGUUUUUUCGGUAAAGUCACGUAGAUAAAUAAAUAAAAAAUGCUAUAAAUAAUAAUACAAAAAUAGAAAAAUAAUAGAAAUUGCUGCGACGGUUCCACCUGAAGACGGAAGCUUGUUGUUGCCUCCGAAACGUGAUUUAUUAUUUUAUUUCUAUUAUUUUUUCUAUUUAUUAUUUUUAUUAUUUACUUUUUACCUCCGUGACUUUACCGAAAAAGCCUAAGAGUAUCUCCCCUCUUGCUCGCACUGGCCCUCACAAACACGCCACAUGAAGGAGGCGGCCGUGGCUGGGUUCCUGGUCACCCCGACCUCGCCAUUGAUUCUCAGCAGAGGCCAAGCGGCUGGGGGUCAACCAGCACGCAGCGACGAAGCUGCCCGUGGGAGCGGCGUGACCCAGAGUCAGGGUCACUUGGGAGACGCGACCCGGGGCCGGAGCAACCUGAGCAAUUGGAUUCACGAUGAGACACAUCUUGAGUCGAAUCUUAACCGCGGCGGCGAGCUGAGAGAGGUCACCAAAGGUCAGAUAGCACGUGGAGAUGUGACCACUCAACAGGGUUGCCUUGGAGAGGUCACCCAGGUGACCACAGAUCAGCCUGACUCCAGGGACGUGACCCUGGGCCACGGUAAUGUGCGGGUGGUGACCGGGGAUCAGGUUCCACGGGGUCAGAAGGGAGGCCCCGAUGAGUUGCUUCGCCUGGCCGUGGUGUGUCUGAGCCAGGCGAGGCUGGGCAGCAUGGGAGACCUCGCGCUCUGCCACUCGCUGCGAUUCCUGCACCUGGGCAACAACUACAUCAGGAGGGUGGAGGCGCUGGGGUCGUGCCCAAGCCUCCUGGAGCUUGACCUCCACUCCAACCAGAUCAGCGCGCUGCCCUGGCCCGACUUUUGGCUCGGGCUGCCAGAGCUCCGUGUGCUGUACCUUCACGACAACCCACUGGGCACUGCCGCCAUACCUUGCCUGGCAGCCUGCCCAAGCCUCGUGGCUCUUACUCUGGCCGACACGCCACUGUCGCUGCGGCCAGGCUACCGGCACCGCGUCGUCAAUUCGAUCGCCACGCUGCAGGCGCUGGACGGCGUGGUGGUGGCCGACGAGGAAAUUAUCGAGGGGCUGGCGGGUCGCGCGUUGACGAGCGAGCGAUUCCGAGCCCUGAGCCCAGCCAUGGUCGUGGGCGUACGCACCUGCCUUCCGAGACAGAUAUCGUACAUCGCAAAGAUGCAGCACUUCCAGAGGCUCCUGAAGGACAUCAACGCAGUGCUGGCACGUCACUCGGCUGUGCACAUCAUCCAACGUUGGCUUCGCGGGCACCUGGUCCGUGCCAGGCUCGGGAAGACAGGCAGGAGGCUACCAGCAUCGUGCGGCAGAACAUCUCGGCCGGAGCGGGAGGAGCGGGCAAUCCUGGCUGAGGGCCUCGCGCGGGUCUGGGAUGGAGGACACUCUGGCCAGAUGACAAGCAGGAGCCAGUGCAAAAUGAAGGAAAAAGCAGAAGUCAAGCAUCUUACAAUAGAUUUGAAUCAACUUCACACAAGUACAGUCCAGGAUGCCUUGGAUCGUUUGAGCCCAACAAGUGCCUACCCACAGAGGUCCUACCCAUCCACUUGGAUUCAUUCCGCUCCUUUCAGGCACCAGCGUGGUCACAUUAGUGAAGUAAUGAGACGGAAGGAGACAAAGCCACUUCGACAACAAACAGUCUUGGAGACACGGGAUAAAGGUGAUGACUUGAACACGGAUGUCAAUCUGGAAGACCAACAAGUCCAGUUCCGCAUGUCGGGCCUGUGUGCCAGGAUCCACCAGUCUGAUCCUCUACGGGAUUUGCUGCUUACCCGGCAUGAGCAGGCAUGUGAUAUCAGGAAAUCCGUGAGCCAGAUCCAUUCUCUCAUUCAGGAUGAGUCCAGGACAGAAUUUAUACACCGACCACAGCACCCCACGACGAGUCUGGACGAACGCCUGCACCGUCGCUCCAUGGGGUCCCACGUGCUGGCGCCGUUUGAGACCCUCGAACGGGCUCAACGAGAGCGGGAGAGGGUGGCGCACCUGACCGCCAAGGCUGAGACCGUGAACAGGGCGCACUCGGCCAAACGAGUGAUGCAGGCGCGCAUGCGGGGCUUUCUGGAGGAGAAACGUGAGGUCGCGGUGCGCCUGAGGGAGGCAGAUUGCGCUCGCAUGACGGACGACCUGCAGCGACAGAAGAGGCAGGCGCCCCUUGACGGAGACAAUGCGCGUGAACGGAGACUGGACCACGACCGUCGUUCGCGUCAAGCGGAGCUUGUUAUGGCACAGGCAUUUGGGACGCAGCAAGCGGCCGUGGGUAAGGCGUUAUGGAGGCACGACUGGCAGAUGCGCCGGCAGGAGGAGCGCAGCGCACGCGCCGAAGUGGCCGGGGAUCAGCGGGAGCACAGCCUGCAACAGCGCGAGAUCGUGCGCACGUUCCUGCAGCGCAGACAAGAGAAGUUUCAAGAGCAGGCCGCGACCGAACGAACACAGCUGGAUGUCCGCCUCUCCCGGGACGCGGUAGAGAGAACACGGCAGGCAAACCGUCGUGUCGACCGCCUUAAGGCACACAGGCUCGAGCCAAGAACCACGCAGAUUCACCAGGUUCACGUGCCAAAGGAGUCCAUCACGUUGAGUCUUGAGGGAGUGUUCUGAGAAUGAAGGUAUCUGUAUGGCUGAGUGGCUCCAGAGGUCAGAGCAAUACGCUUGCACUGUUGAGAUCCUGGGAGCUGCUUGUGAUUAAACAGUUAUCUUGUGUAGCGAGUUGAUGGGCUCAUCCUUGUUGCCAAUAACUGCAUAUAAAAGCCAUCACAUACAAUGUUGUUUCUUACAUGGCUACCAUUCCAGCACUGAUAAUUAAAUAUUGCUUUGACUGUAAUGUGAUGAACAUUACUUUCAUAUGCAUAGCAGGUGGGACAAUGCUUCCCUCAACUGUGUGGACCAGAGGUCACUUCAUAGGAUAAAGGUAGCUCUGAUAUCUGCUUGCAUGGGCCAUUCUCUUACUUGAAGGGUGACACUGCUGACAUAUUUAAAUGGAUACUUCGUUUUAUGACACAAUUAUGGUAAGACAGGGGUAAACAAAAAAAAAUAUAUAAAAAAACAAGCCUCCUACAUAUGAUUGAUUUAAAAGCAUAGCACUUUGUGAAAAAAAUUUAAAUAUAGUAUCAUAGCACUUUUAAUUUGCACUAGGAUUAUAAGACAUUGGUUCGACAAGUCAACUUGCAUUUUUAUUAGAAAUAAGCUUGAUAAUGGCAUGAAUGUAACAAAAGCCAUUCCUAUUGCGGAGAUACAAUGUUAAUGAGUGUCAAAGAAUCAAGAUUGUAUUACAGAUUCCCCAUGUAAAUAAUACAUUUAAUUAAAACUGACUGAUGUACACCGAUGUCUUGCGGAACAUCCCAAUUAUGGAAUUGUUGACGCCAUGCCUGGAUGUGCUUCAUUGGUAGUACAGCUCCAGAUUUUGUCCGUCGUGGAUCUCAUCUGUGUUUAAACAUUAAGGACAAUCACAAUGGAAUAUAUGUUUACUUUAAAACAUGAUGUGAACAGGUAAUGUGCUUCAUGCAUUAAAAAUUAAACACUUUAAGGCGUUGUUAAUUUGUUUUGUAAAGGAUACAGUCCUCCAGCGUAACGUGGUCUUUAAAUAUGGUGUACCUGAAAAAGAGAAAUGAGAUUACAUGAUUGCUAAAACUGUGAGUGUAAGGUACAUUGUAUGUUAAGCCUGAUAUGGCCCAUAAUUAAGUACCCAUCCCUACAUCACUGUUAUACAUGUAAUGAUUCAUAUAUUCAAAUAAAUUCUAACCAAAUACAUGCAUUGAACAACGCUUGUGAGACUUCA
Lethenteron reissneri (Far Eastern brook lamprey) is the source of this 4275-nucleotide messenger RNA. RefSeq names its product leucine rich repeats and IQ motif containing 3 (gene LRRIQ3). The record is from RefSeq and is a predicted model, not a curated record. NCBI's taxonomy places the organism in Eukaryota, Metazoa, Chordata, Hyperoartia, Petromyzontiformes, Petromyzontidae. Gene Ontology annotation, molecular function: protein binding.